Molecule: messenger RNA, 5512 nt
Organism: Motacilla alba alba
Lineage: Eukaryota; Metazoa; Chordata; Aves; Passeriformes; Motacillidae
Gene: ADCY9
Product: adenylate cyclase 9
Exons: 10
Coding region: 459-4577 (1372 amino acids)
Biological process (GO): cyclic nucleotide biosynthetic process; intracellular signal transduction; adenylate cyclase-activating G protein-coupled receptor signaling pathway
Molecular function (GO): adenylate cyclase activity
Source: RefSeq, a predicted model, not a curated record
GCGGAGCGGAGGAGAGCGGCUGCCGCUGCCGUCCCGGCUGGGCGGGCGGCUGAGGGCGGGAGGCGGCCCCUCGUCGGCGGCCGUGCGGGGAGGAAGCGGCGGGCAGCUGCAGCCGACAUGGAGGAGCGGUCCCCUCCCGGCGGGGGCCCGGCGUCCCCCCCGCGGGGCUGAGCCAGCGGCCCGCCCGCCCCGCGCCUCGGGAGGGCUGCGGGGGAGCGGGGCCAGCGGCGGGCGGCGGCAGCCCCGGCCCGGCUCGGCCCAGGCGAGGGGACUAUGCGGGGCUGCCCCGGCGCGCAGUGUGCGGAGCCCGGCGAGCGGCCGAUCGCCGCGGCGCUGCCCGGCCGCCCCUACGCGGCGGGGAGCGGAGGAGACUAGAGGCGACUCUGCGAGGAGCCCGGUGGCUUCGGCAACCCCAGAGACCCAAGUCCGGCGCGGGCUCUUGAGGAGGAAUUGACAACAUGGCUUCCCCACCGCACCAGCAGCUGCUGCAUCACCACAGCACCGAGGUGAGCUGCGACUCCAGCGGGGACAGCAACAGCGUGACGGUGAAAAUCAACCCCAAGCAGCACCAGGGCUGCACCUCUUCCAAGCACUGCAAGUACAGCAUCUCCUCCAGCUGCAGCUCGGGGGAGUCGGGGGGCGCCCGCCGAGCCGGCGGAGCGGGCGCCAGUGGCUCCGGCCUCCGCCGGCAGAAGAAGCUGCCGCAGCUCUUCGAGAGGGCCUCUUCCAAGUGGUGGAACCCCAAGUUCGACUCCAACAACCUGGAGGAGGCUUGCAUGGAGAGAUGCUUCCCGCAGACCCAGCGCAGGUUUCGCUAUGCCCUCUUCUACAUUGGCGUGGCCUGUCUGCUCUGGGGCAUCUACUUCGGCAUACACAUGAGAGAGAAACAGAUUGUUUUCAUGGUGCCGGCUCUGUGCUUCCUCCUGGUAUGUGUAGCUUUUUUUGUGUUCACUUUCACUAAGACUUAUGCCCGCCAUUACGUAUGGACUUCGCUGAUACUCACCCUCCUGGUGUUUGCUCUGACCCUCGCUCCGCAGUUCCAGGCUCUGAAGCCUGUCUCAGGAAGUGGUGACAUGUCCAACCGGACUCUCCCGGCAGAUCCCACAGACACUUGUCUUUCUCAAGUGGGCAGUUUUUCUAUGUGUAUUGAAGUGCUCUUGUUGCUUUACACAGUGAUGCACUUACCCCUGUAUUUAAGCUUGUUUCUGGGACUGUCGUACUCGGUCCUCUUCGAGACCUUUGGUUAUCACUUCCGUGAUGAGAACUGUUUCACACCUCUGGGAGCUGGUGCAGUUUACUGGGAGCUGUUGAGUAAAGCCUUCCUGCACAUCUGCAUCCACGCCAUCGGUAUUCAUUUAUUUAUCAUGUCCGAAGUCAGAUCAAGAAGCACAUUCCUGAAAGUGGGGCAAUCCAUCAUGCAUGGAAAAGACUUGGAAGUGGAAAAAGCCCUGAAAGAGAGGAUGAUUCAUUCUGUUAUGCCAAGAAUAAUAGCCGAUGACUUAAUGAAGCAGGGGGAUGAUGAAAGUGAAAACUCCAUCAAACGUCAUUCCACCUCAAGCCCCAAAAACAGGAAGAAGAAGCCCUCCAUACAGAAAACCCCCAUAAUAUUCCGUCCUUUCAAAAUGCAGCAGAUAGAGCAAGUGAGCAUUUUGUUCGCAGAUAUCGUUGGCUUCACGAAAAUGAGCGCCAACAAAUCGGCCCACGCCCUGGUGGGACUCCUGAAUGACCUCUUUGGACGCUUUGACCGUCUGUGUGAGGACACUAAAUGUGAGAAGAUCAGCACCUUGGGAGACUGUUACUACUGCGUGGCCGGCUGCCCUGAGCCUCGGGCAGAUCAUGCCUACUGCUGCAUCGAGAUGGGCUUGGGCAUGAUCAAAGCCAUCGAGCAGUUCUGCCAGGAGAAGAAAGAAAUGGUGAACAUGAGAGUCGGUGUUCACACCGGGACAGUCCUGUGUGGCAUUUUAGGCAUGAGGAGGUUCAAGUUCGAUGUGUGGUCCAACGAUGUCAAUUUGGCCAAUCUGAUGGAGCAGCUCGGGGUGGCUGGGAAGGUCCAUAUUUCGGAAGCUACUGCCAAAUAUUUGGAUGAUCGCUACGAAAUGGAAGAUGGAAAGGUGGUCGAGCGCGUCGGUCAGAGCGUGGUAGCCGACCAGUUAAAAGGUUUAAAGACCUAUCUGAUCUCAGGUCAGAAGGUGAAGGAGCCCCAGUGCAGCUGUUCUCAAGCCUUGCUUCCUGGCUUGGAGUCUGCAGAUGGAGCCAGGACACCGGGGACGUCGUCAGCCGAGAACUCCAGCGACCUGACCAAGACAACCAAACAGGUGGAAAAGCCCAAGCCUUGCCCUUCAUGUAGUACCACCCUUGCUCCCCACUGCGAUGUCAGCAUAGAUGAAGGAGCUAUCCAAAAUGGUUGUCAGGAUGAGCAUAAAAACAGUACAAAGGCUCCAGGGGGACACAGCCCAAAGACCCAGAAUGGACUUCUGAGUCCUCCCCAGGAGGAGAAGCUCAGCAACAGCCAAACCUCUCUGUAUGAAAUGCUGCAGGAGAAGGGGCGCUGGGGCGGAGUGAGCCUGGACCAGUCAGCUCUGCUCCCCCUGAGGUUCAAAAACAUCCGAGAAAAGACAGAUGCCCACUUCGUGGACGUGAUUAAAGAAGACAGCCUCAUGAAAGAUUACUUCUUUAAACCACCUAUUAACAAGCUGAGCCUCAACUUCUUGGAUCAGGAUCUGGAGAUGGCCUACAGGACGAGCUACCAGGAGGAGGUUAUAAGGAAUGCUCCAGUGAAGACAUUUGCCAGUGCAACCUUCAGCUCGCUCCUGGACGUGUUCCUGUCCACCACAGUCUUCCUCAUCCUCUCCAUCACGUGUUUCCUGAAGCACGGCAUGGUCGCGUCCCCGCCGCCGCCCGCGGCCGUCGCGGUGUUCGUCAUCGCCAUCCUGCUGGAAGUGCUGUCCCUCGUCAUCUCCAUCAGGAUGGCUUUCUUCCUGGAGGAGGUGAUGACUUGCACCAAGCGUCUCCUGGAGGUGAUAUCUGGCUGGCUGCCUCGACACUUCUUCGGUGCAAUCCUGGUUUCUCUCCCAGCUCUUGCAGUUUUUUCACACUUCACCUCUGAUUUUGAAACAAAUAUACAUUACACCAUGUUCAUGUGUUGUGCCAUUCUCAUCACCAUUGUGCAGUACUGUAACUUCUGCCAGCUCAGCUCCUGGAUGAGAUCCCUGCUGGCAACCGUGGUGGGAGCAGUGCUGCUCAUCCUGCUCUACGUCUCCUUGUGCCCCUCCAGCUCCGUGGAAGCUCCUCAUCUAGACUUGGCACAGAACUUUAGCAUUUCUAACCGUGGGGCGGGGAUGGCAGUGCCUCAGUUAAAAUGCACCUGUGUGUUCUCCCCUCUGCGCAGCUCCAGAAGGAGCCCGUGCAACGGCUCGGUGCCGAGCGACGCCAAGCGGCCGGCGGAGCUGAUCGGCCCGGAGGUGGUUCUGGUGUCCUUCCUGCUGCUGCUGCUGGUCUGGUUCCUGAACCGCGAGUUCGAGGUCAGCUACCGGCUGCACUACCAUGGGGACGUGGAGGCCGACCUGCACCGCACCAAGAUCCAGAGCAUGAGGGAUCAGGCUGACUGGCUGCUGAGGAACAUCAUCCCCUACCACGUGGCCGAGCAGCUGAAGGUGUCGCAGAGCUAUUCCAAAAACCACGACAGCGGCGGCGUGAUCUUUGCCAGCAUCGUGAACUUCAGCGAGUUCUACGAGGAGAACUACGAGGGUGGCAAGGAGUGUUACCGGGUCCUGAACGAGCUCAUCGGGGACUUCGAUGAGCUGCUGAGCAAACCCCACUACAGCAGCAUCGAGAAGAUCAAAACCAUCGGGGCCACCUACAUGGCGGCGUCGGGGCUGAACACCUCGCAGUGCCAGGACAGCAGCCAUCCCCACGGGCACCUGCAGACCCUUUUUGAAUUUGCCAAAGAAAUGAUGCGGGUGGUGGACGACUUCAACAACAACAUGCUGUGGUUUAACUUUAAACUCCGGAUCGGCUUCAACCACGGCCCCCUCACGGCCGGGGUCAUCGGCACCACCAAGCUGUUGUAUGACAUUUGGGGGGACACCGUGAACAUCGCGAGCAGGAUGGACACCACCGGCGUCGAGUGCCGCAUCCAGGUGAGUGAGGAGAGCUACCGCAUCCUCAACAAGAUGGGGUAUGACUUUGACUACAGGGGGACGGUCAAUGUGAAGGGGAAGGGUCAGAUGAAGACCUACCUUUACCCCAAGUGCAUGGACAACGGGAUCGUGCCGCAUCACCAGUUGUCCAUAUCUCCAGACAUUCGGGUUCAAGUGGAUGGCAGCAUUGGGCGGUCUCCGACGGACGAGAUUGCCAACCUGGUGCCUUCUGUACAGAAUUCUGAAAAGAUAGCCCACGGCACAGAUAACUCAGAAGCCAAGGACAUCCUUCCUUCCGCCAAGAAGCUCCAGAAAGACGCGGGGAAGGCAGAGGAGAGGUGCAGGUUUGGCAAAGCCGUGGAAAAGGAUGACUGUGAGGAGACGGGGACCGAGGAGGUCAAUGAACUGACAAAGCUAAAUAUCUCUAAGAGUGUAUGAUGAACUGUCAGAGUUGCAUGAAGUGCUCUGUCCAUAGAAACACACAGACUUUUGCAAUUGGCAGUUUUCUUUUCCAAGAGAGACUUUCUCCACACCUGGGUUGUACGUUUGUGUUCAUUUCGGCACCUGGGGCUGUGUGGAUCAUGGCUCUUCAGGGCUUGUUUUCAUCCAUCUCUCUCCUCCAUGCCCCAAACCACAUCCCAAGCUCCCCAGCUCCCUUGUGCAACCAUCUUACAGCUGAGUAGAGGAUAUUAAGUGCCUUCAGAUAUACUCCAUUGGACUCCCUGUCAAGGUACAGAGGCCCCAAGUGAAAUCAUAGCUUUGGGUAUUUAUCUAAUUUUAAAGAAAAGAAAAGCUGUGGUUAUAUCAUUUUUAUUGUCGUUUCUCACAAAACACUUUUUUUGGCUAAUGCAACUCCUUGGGUUUUUUAUAUCUCUCGGAACAAUGUUUUACUGUUAUCAGACCUUUUGUAUGUAACACACAGACAUGUGCAUGUAUCUACCAUAUGAGACUGCUAUAAAGUGCCAGUAAUGCACCACAAGAAUGUCUGGGCGAGGGGUGGCACCCUUUGGGUCGGGCUGGAGGGGAGUUGUGCCGUGGCUCAGCCUUUAGUUAGGGCAGGAGGAACAGCUGCUGCCCUUCUGUUCUCCUUUCCCGAUGCUUCUGCAGCCUCCAUGUGCCAUCGUGUGCUUUGGAUACACUUCUUUUCCAUAUAGCCAAUGAGUUACUGAUCCGUGGGAAUGGAAGGAGGGUUGGGACAGUGCCAGCUCUGGGGACAGCUUUCCAGAAGCAGGAGAGACCUCGGGAGCGCUGCAGUUCAGGGCUCCCGGCUCCGUGCGCAGCUCGGUGGGCGAAGGUAGGUGACAUCGGUGUCUCUGAGCUGAUUGGAGAGAGACAAAGAGAGAAGCAAAAUAAAUGUUUUGGGAAUGCCUUUA